UUCCGGGGACCAGAGGAAAUGCUUUUUUGAAUGUGAUGCUGCAAACUGAAGCCUUUCGGAGUCGCAGGUCCUUUCCCCGGUUAACUGCGAAUCUCUGGGUGGAGAGAGGACCUGCCUUCGUCUCUCGGGCCAGGAAAGGUAAUCGACGCCGCGCACGCUCCUCUGCGCGCAGCCGGUUUCGCCUGCGGGACCCGAAGAGGAAGCCCAGCCGAGGGUAGCGUGGCCACGGCCGGGUCGCGGGGCCGGAGCUGCUGGAUGUACCAUGCUUUCCUGUGAUAUUUGUGGUGAAACAGUGACCUCAGAACCGGACAUGAAGGCUCAUCUCCUAAUUGUCCACAUGGAAAAUGAAGUCAUAUGUCCAUUUUGCAAAUUGUCAGGUGUGAAUUAUGAUGAAAUGUGUUUUCAUAUUGAAACUGCUCAUUUUGAACAAAAUGAAUUGGGCAGAAACUUUGAGAGGAUCAAUACCAUACACUGUGGAACUUCAGAUAACAGGAAGGACAAUACCCAGCAGAGCAGAAUGGAAGUUAAUUCAAGUAUUCAUUCACCCUGUGCAUCUAAUCAUCCGAAAAUUUCAGCUCAAAGUCUGCCUAAGGAUGGUACUUUAGAACAUAAAGCCUUUUAUUCAGAGAACUUGACUGAAUCUAGAAAAUUCUUGGAAAGUAAGGAAAAACAGUGUGACCUAUCCAAAAUAAAAGGAUCAAUUUAUGACACAGUGUAUAGUCCUCCUGAAUGCCCAUUCUGUGGAAAAAUAGAAGAUUGUACUCAAGAUAUGGAAACUCAUGUGAAAACAAAUCAUGCCAAUCUCUUAGACACUCCAGUAGAAGACUGUGAUCAACCAUUGUACGACUGCCCUAUGUGUGGGCUCACCUGUACAAAUUACCAUAUUCUCCAGGAACAUGUUGACUUGCAUUUGGAAGAAAGCAGCUUUAGACAAGGCAUGGAUAGAGUCCAAUGUUCUAGAGACCUAGAAUUGGCUCACCACCUUCAAGAAGAAGAAGACAGAAAGAGAUCUGAAGAAUCAAGACAAGAAAGGGAAGAAUUUCAGAAGCUGCAGCGACAAUAUGGUUUAGAUAAUUCUGGAGGGUACAAACAGCAGCUACUACGAAGUAUGGAGAGAGAAGUAAAUAGUGGAAGAAUGCAUCCAUCUGAAUUUCACAGAAGAAAAGCUGAUAUGAUGGAAUCACUAGCUAUUGGUAUUGAUGAUGGGAAAACAAAAACUUCUGGGAUUAUUGAAGCGCUUUACCAGUAUUACCAGAAUGCUGCCACAGAUGUCAGGCGUGUGUGGCUUUCUGCCGCAGUGGAUCACUUUCAUUCCUCUUUUGGUGACAAAGGUUGGGGUUGUGGUUACAGAAAUUUCCAAAUGCUACUGUCAUCAUUAUUACAAAAUGAUACUUACGAUGAUUGCUUGAAAGGUAUGUCAGUUCCUUGUAUUCCAAAAAUUCAGUCUAUGAUUGAAGAUGCAUGGAGGGAAGGUUUUGAUCCUCAGGGUGCCUCUCAACUUAAUGACAGGCUACAGGGAACAAAGGCCUGGAUUGGAGCAUGUGAAAUAUAUACACUUCUGACCUCCCUAAGGGUAAAGUGCCGUAUUGUGGAUUUUCACAAGUCAACUGGUCCUUUGGGUACGCACCCUCGCCUGUUUGAAUGGAUACUGAACUAUUAUUCUACAGAGAGGGAAGGGGGUCCAAAAGCAGUGUGUACACCUAAGCCUCCUAUCUAUCUGCAACAUCAAGGUCAUAGUCGAACAGUUGUUGGAAUUGAAGAGAGAAAAAACCAAACGUUAUGUUUACUAGUAUUUGAUCCUGCAUGUCCUUCUCGAGAAAUGCAGAAACUAUUAAAGCAAGACAUGGAGGCUAACAGUCUCAAGCAGCUUCGGAAAUUUGUGGGAAAUUUAAAGCAUAAACAGUACCAGAUAGUGGCAGUAGAGGGCGUUCUUACUGCAGAGGAGAAAAUUGCCAGGAGACAAGCAUCUCAAGUGUUUACAGCCGAGAAGAUUCCUUGAAGAAUUAAGCAUUUCAGUGAGUGUGGAACUUCAUGUCCCAAAUUCAGAUAUUAAAUUCCUUAAUGCAACUUAUGAACCUGUGAAUUCUUUAAAUACUCAACUUUUAGUUUCUAAAAUGUCUAAAUAUAUCAUUAGUGAUUCACUGUUUAGAAAUUUAGAAAAAUACCUUGUUUGCAUUGUGGGUUUUAUAUUUCUUACCCAUUUCAGAAACUGAUUUUGUAUUAUAGUCAUAUUUAAUAUUUAUUGCGUUCUUAUGUUAGGUAUGCUUAGUAUUUUCCAUGUAUUAAUUAGUUUAAUCUUCAAAAUAGUUCUGUGAGACAAGUGUUUUUAGUGUGUAAGGAAGUUGAAACUGUAAGAUUAGUAAUUUGCCUGGAAAAAUUUUCAUAAUCCCAGGCUGUCUUACUUUCAAAUUCUUACCAAUGUUUGGGUGUUGGGCACACAAUGUAAUAUACAGAUCAUGUAUCAUAGAAAUUACACUUGAAAUCUAUAUCAUAUUAAUAUCACCCCAAUAAAUUUAAUCAAAAACA
Molecule: messenger RNA, 2526 nt
Organism: Myotis myotis
Lineage: Eukaryota; Metazoa; Chordata; Mammalia; Chiroptera; Vespertilionidae
Gene: ZUP1
Product: zinc finger containing ubiquitin peptidase 1
Exons: 10
Coding region: 263-1999 (578 amino acids)
Source: RefSeq, a predicted model, not a curated record